Messenger RNA from Pieris macdunnoughi, 339 nucleotides. The record is from the annotation of a GenBank genome assembly. NCBI's taxonomy places the organism in Eukaryota, Metazoa, Arthropoda, Insecta, Lepidoptera, Pieridae.
AUGAGGAGAGCUCGAGACGGUUACCAGUAUCAGCCUAUUCCACGGGCUCCAACUGAGAAUGUUUUGGAACAUGAAAAUGAACGAAUGGCUGAAGAGCUCAGUGGAAAAAUCUCAACACUAAAACAUAUGUCAAUAGAAAUCGGAAAUGAAGUACGCUAUCAGGAUAAAAUUCUACGUGGUCUGGAUGACGAUGCUGACAGAAGCUCAGGAUUCCUAGGAAAAACGAUGAGUAGAGUCCUUAAUCUUGGCAAGGGAAAUCACAACUACUACAUUUUUUAUUUGUUCCUAUUUUCGAUUUUUGUUUUCUUUGUACUGUACAUUGUUUUAAAAUUCAGGUGA